Molecule: messenger RNA, 746 nt
Organism: Exophiala xenobiotica
Lineage: Eukaryota; Fungi; Ascomycota; Eurotiomycetes; Chaetothyriales; Herpotrichiellaceae
Exons: 1
Coding region: 350-736 (128 amino acids)
Source: RefSeq, a predicted model, not a curated record
CGAAGACGAAGAAGGAUAACGGUUUCAGGCGGAUAGAGAAUUCCAAGCGAGCGGAGAAAGCCAAAUCUUUCCUUAUUUCACAUCAACAUGACCGGGGUGUGCACAGGUCAUACGACGCCAGCAGGUUCGGAUCCUCUCGCCACAAGCAAGUGACGACUGGUGUCACGACAGCCUGAAAGAGAAGACAGAAGUGCUCAUUCCUUAGGCGGGUACGGGUCAGAGGGCUGAGGGAAGGUCCAGGACAGAAGGAACCUGAAGGAAACAACAGGAUAGGUGCCAGUGUCCUGAAUGAGGGAAGCAUGACGAAUUCAGAAGACAUGCAACAGCUGAAAAAAGAAGAGAUGGACGGAUGGACAGUCCUGAUUGCCCGUUUGGACUAAGGCUGGCGACGUCAACCACAGACCACAGAUCCUUAGCGACAAGAGCGAUUACCGGAGUCAAUCAGCCUAGGGAAAAUACAAAUCAAGGUCAUCUAGACUCGCCCAGCAAUACUCGAGGUGUUGGCGCCAGAUGGGAGCACGGCGAGGUGGGCGAGGUACUUCCCGGGGGAUCUUCUGAAUUUGUAUUGUUUGUUUCUUCGUCUUUCGAUAGUCUGCCUACUCGUGGAGGGAUAUCCUUGCCAGAGGAGUUGAUGAGCAUUGGGGCUGGCAGGUGUCGUGUUAAAGCUGUACAGCUUUUCAUGUCAACAAGGCGAACAAGGUACCUGUGGGAGAUGCACUGGAGACGCCAACAAUAAUGACGCCCGG